Molecule: messenger RNA, 1260 nt
Organism: Cladocopium goreaui
Lineage: Eukaryota; Dinophyceae; Suessiales; Symbiodiniaceae
Source: the annotation of a GenBank genome assembly
CCUUGUUUUUGCUCAGCCGUGCAUGCUGUUUUGAUUUGGGUCUGAGUGAUCGGACCUUGACUGAUCGAAGAUCGGGCUGUGACACAACGAACCAGGAGAAUUGCUGCCCGGCAAUACGGGUUUUGGCACCGGUUCCAGAGAUGGGGUGUGCAUCGUCUGCUCCAAAUGGAGCGGCGCCUGCAGGGAGUCAGGUUGGUGACAAGGCCAACCAAGAGCUGCGACUUCUAGAUGAAUACUCUGUUGGCUUGACUCUGGGUGAAGGUGCCUUUGGGGUGGUCUCUGUUUGCAAGCGACGAGCCACCGGCGAGGAGUUCGCGGUCAAGAUGGUGGACAAGGUAGAAACACCCGUUGAAGCGAUCAAGAAGGAAGCUGAGAUGCUGCAACUUAUGGAUCAUCCCAAUAUCGUCAAGUCGCAUGGUGUGUACUACGAAAGGUGCUUCGUGUGUAUCGUCAUGGACAAGUUGGAUGGUGGUGACCUGGUAGAGGGCUUGCAACGACAUCUGAAGGAGCGUGGCCAAAUCAAUUGUCAUGAUGUCGUGCACGUAGCGUAUCAGAUGGCGAGCUCAAUUCACUACUUGCACAAUAGGAAUGUGGUACACAGAGACGUGAAGGGAGACAACUAUUUGAUGGAUCGUAAGAACAUGACGGAUAAGAACUGCAAGAUUGUGCUCACCGACUUUGGAACUGCCUGCAAUGCGAAUCCCUCUGAUCGCAUGUCCUCCGGAGUUGGUACCAAGAUUUUUUGGUCCCCGGAGUUUUUCGACCGUGACUAUGGGCAGAAGGUAGAUGUCUGGGCGAUGGGUGUCAUUAUGUACGGCUUGGUGAGCGGCCGUUUCCCCUUUAGAGAUGAGAAUGAUGUGAGGAACAAAGAAGUUCGGAUCCCCAAGCGGGUGCAUCCCGUCUGCGAGGAAUACAUUCGCAAGAUGCUUGAGAAGAGUGAGAAGAGCCGAAUGAGCUCCAAAGAGGUCAUGUCCCAUCCUUGGAUCGAUGGCAAGUUCGGAAAGGUUGCCGGAAAUGAGAACCCGGCGACUGUAGAGGACGGAGACAAGGAUGCGGAUGGCAUGAUGGAGGCUGGCGUCAACGAUGGCAUCAAAGAGCGACGCCAGGAGUUGAUUCAGCGCAUGAACCGUGAAGCGGAGAGUCGCAAAGGGAUUGCUACAAAGAAACAACUCCAAAACCACAAGCACAAGACGUUCGAAGUGGCGGACAAGAUCGUGCAAGGCGGAAAAGCUUCCUACGAAUGGACCAAUGAAGACAAGG